AUGACGCCUCCCUCAGUACUUGUGAACACUUAUUUCAGUGCCAGUGAUAAACCUUACAUCGAUCCUAUAUCAAAGGUUUUCAUUUUAAGUCAAUUAGCUUUUGGUAUAAUUAGACUUCCUUUGAUCGGCGACGUACAUGUAGGUUUCAUAGUUCUGGCGGCCGUGUACUCCCUGCUGGCAUCAUGUUACUACGUGGGUGUGGUGUACCUGCUCAGGAAUGCAUACGUGUUGAACUUCGUCAUCUUCAUCUUCUAUUUCCAAUGCGUCUUCUUCAUGCUAUUCAAUGUCGUGUCAAUCAAGAGAAUGCACCGCUAUUACAACGAGCUGAACGUUUUCGAUAAAGAAGUUGGCUGUAGACCAAAAAUUGGCAAAGGUUCGAUAAGGAAUUUGAUAGCAACAGUUUUAAUGAUACUGUACAAUGUGAUAUUGUUUGCUCUACCAUAUGUUGUUGUUACUUUGGAGAACCUUGAGCUAUGGAUGUUGCCGUUCCCUAUCAUCCACAUAUUAGAAGUACAUUUUUGUGGCCACCUACUGAGUCUUCUAAUUCCUCGGCUGCGUCUGAUAAACUACUACAUGGAGCUAUCGCUGUCAAAUAGUAAAAUAUCAAAAACGUUGAAUAUUGAGAAGUUUGGGUAUUCGAAAGCUGAUAGCAACAAGACUCUUUGUAAGAUGGAAAAGGUGAUGAAUCUGUACCACAACAUGAUAAAAGCUUACAAUUAUCUGAUAGAAGCUGUAAAAUGGCAGUUGCUGGUCACAAUCGUGUCUGCAUUCCUCAAUAUUCUGUCUUGCUGCUACAGAGUAUCUUUGACUAUUAUCAAGGAAGAUAUGCCUUUGUCAUUCAUGAUUACCUACGUGGGGCUGCUAGCAGGCAUCAUGUUACCAUUGUUCUCACCAUGUAUGCUUGGAGACCAGGUUCAUGAUGAAGUCCGAAGACUUAGGGAGUUACUGGCUUCGAGACUUUAUGAGAAUCAACUAGAUAAGUCAAGCCGCGGUAUGGCUCGAGCACUACUGGCGUGGACGGAGACAAGGGACCUCUCGUUUUCCUUACUUCGGAUGCUGGACAUUGACAUAUCACUGCCGUUCAAGUUCGUCGGCCUUCUCGUCACUUAUCUCAUCAUUUUGCUGCAAUUCCAGAAAGUUAUUAACCCAUAA
Molecule: messenger RNA, 1152 nt
Organism: Spodoptera littoralis (African cotton leafworm)
Lineage: Eukaryota; Metazoa; Arthropoda; Insecta; Lepidoptera; Noctuidae
Source: the annotation of a GenBank genome assembly